Molecule: messenger RNA, 1372 nt
Organism: Panicum virgatum (switchgrass)
Lineage: Eukaryota; Viridiplantae; Streptophyta; Magnoliopsida; Poales; Poaceae
Product: translation machinery-associated protein 22-like
Exons: 3
Coding region: 46-390 (114 amino acids)
Biological process (GO): formation of translation preinitiation complex; translation reinitiation
Molecular function (GO): mRNA binding; translation initiation factor activity
Source: RefSeq, a predicted model, not a curated record
GUGCAGCGUUUUAAAUCUUCAGCGAAUAGAACUUUAUCGUUGACAAUGUUCUCUUUCGAUGUGCAGGACAAGCAGGAGGUUGUAAUUGAGAAGAUUGUCCGCAACAAGCGCAAAUGCUUCACUGUGGUGAAAGGACUUGAAUUGUUUGGUGUAAAGCUGAGUGAUGCUUCAAAGAAGCUUGGGAAGAAGUUUGCAACUGGAGCUUCUGUUGUUAAGGGCCCAACUGAGAAGGAGCAGAUUGAUGUUCAAGGGGACAUAUCAUAUGAUAUUGUGGAGUUUAUUACAGAUACGUGGCCUGAUGUAAGUUGUCCAUCAUCUUUGCACUUUAUUAUGUUUACAUUUUUUAUUUGUUUUCAUGUAUGUUUUUUUGAUACUGUAUCCACCUUAUAAUUUCCUUAUACACAUCAUUCGGUGUCACAACAGUAUGUGUGUGGGAAUACAACACCUAAAUAUGUUAUCUGACAAUUAUAUUUGCAUUGAGAAAUGAUACAAAUGUAGUUAAACAAUAUACUUAAGACUGAUAAAGUGGAAGAGUAGCAUUUUCUGCUCAUUGUUUGGAACAAUGAAAAUACGAUUGGGGGUGAUCUUUCUGGAAUGUAGUUGAUCCAUGGGUUUUCUGUUCAUUUUUCAUUUUCUAUCAGAAUGCUUAAGGCAAGAACAUAUACCUUUUUCUUAGUUCAUGUCGGUGUUGCACAAACGCUAUAGGUUUUCGUUCCAUAGAUCUUGCUUCAUUUCCUUUAGUGAAAGUAGAUGUAUUUUGUUUAAGCAAAAUAGUUUUGUUAUAUCUUUUCUUAGAGUAACAAGUGAUUCUCACGACAGUGUGUCUGUUCUCUACUGAACUAUGUCUCAACUAUGACUAGAUAUGACACCGUGCCAUGUAAAACUGCUGAAAAAGAUAAUUUAAUUAUUAUAUUUGCAUUGAGUAAUGAAACAAAUUUGGUUAAAUAAUAUACUUCCACAAUGAUAAGGCGGAAGAGUAAUUGAUUGGGAUAGGAUUAGAGAACCAAAGUUCCAUGGUAGAUGUAAUGAAGUUGAUCCAUGUGUUUUCUGUUCAUUUUUUAAUCUCCUAUCAGAAUGCUUUAAGACAGGAAGGAACCACUCUGUUCUUUUUUCCCCUUAGUUCAUGUUGUUGUUGCACAAACACUAACUAUUUUCCUUCCAUAGAUCUUGUUCGGUUCCUGUUACUGAAAAUAUUCUUAUUUUUUUUAAGCAAAAUAGAGUUGUUAUACAUUUUCAUUAGAGUAUAAUAAUAAGUCAUUCUGGCUGCCAUAUUCUGUUAUGUCUCAAGUAUGACUAGAUAUGACAAUGUGCGAUGUAAAACUUCUGAAAAAGAUAAUCUAUGAUUUCUGAGGAGUUUGUGCGCAUAAUAUGG